GUGGUCCGUGCCCGUCUCAACAAAACGGAAAAGACUCGUCGAACUUGGACUAUCAAAGAGGAGGAGACUCUCAUUAUUGCAUUGAAGGAAUUGGUUGCUCAAGGCUGAAAGUCAGAUAACGGCUUUAGAGGAGGCUACCUGAAUAAGCUCGAGGAUGCAAUGAAGCGCGUGUUCCCAGACACGGACUUGAAAGGAGUUUCACAACACAUCAAUUCAAAGAUAUCCGCCUGGAAGAAAAACUACAACAGCCUUUCGACAAUGUUAGGCAUCAGCGGGGUUGGGUUCAACGUGCACGGAGACCACAUGGUAGAUGUUACUAACGAGCAGUGGGAGCUAAUCGCGAAGAAUAUGAGGUACAAGUCGUGGCCUAUGCUUGAUGCAUGGAAAGAAGUGUUCGAUAAGGACCGCGCAACAGGUGACAAUGCCGAGGACCUUAUGGACGCUGCGCAGAACACUCCUGAUGGGGAUUACCACGUUAAUCUUGAAGCUGUGAUGGAAAAUGGUGUUGUUGAGGAGAGCGCCAGUCAAUGCAAGAGGAGCGAGGGGACUACAAGUGGCAUUAAGAAGAAGCGUAAAUAG
Messenger RNA from Salvia miltiorrhiza (redroot sage), 579 nucleotides. RefSeq lists its product as uncharacterized. Bases 160 to 579 code for a protein of 139 amino acids. NCBI's taxonomy places the organism in Eukaryota, Viridiplantae, Streptophyta, Magnoliopsida, Lamiales, Lamiaceae. The transcript has 2 exons. The record is from RefSeq and is a predicted model, not a curated record.